This is a messenger RNA of Boeremia exigua, 891 nucleotides long. RefSeq lists its product as uncharacterized. NCBI's taxonomy places the organism in Eukaryota, Fungi, Ascomycota, Dothideomycetes, Pleosporales, Didymellaceae. The coding region runs from base 1 to 891 and encodes 296 amino acids. The transcript is spliced from 4 exons. The record is from RefSeq and is a predicted model, not a curated record.
AUGCUCGGGCUAUUGCAGCGUCUGCUGGUUGCCUUCCUCGCCUUUGUAUGCUUUGUAUCCAUCUCGGCCUUCGAGCUCGAUAACGUUCAGUUGACUCAUUCGGACCUCAACCUCAAUGGAACCGCUCAAGAGGAACUGCGGGUUCGCAGGGCGACUGUUCCGUAUACUACUAGUUUAGGUUUCUACACCGACGAUAUACUUCGAGAUGAAAAAUUCUCAACUGGCCAAAUUGCGUACACAUCUGUGAUAGAUUACACCGUGGAUGUUGACAGCUGGACUGAUGAGCAGCUGCUCGGUGUAGCUGAGCAAGCAUGGGACGAGAUGAUAGUCGUACACCAGGAAUGGAUGGAUGACUGCAAAACCCAAGGCAGGAAAGAUUUCCUCAAACGCUUCACUCCUCCUAUGGUCUCCGUCCUUGCUGUCGGCAACACUCUAUAUAUCGGCAGUGUUAUGAAAUUAAGCACCCCAAACGCGUUGUUCACGUUCAAGCCAGCCGAUGACGGGAAGUAUGUGGAUAAAAAGGUUAUAGAUAUCAUGGAGAACGCAUUCGUCCAAGCUGCAACAGAGUUCACAAACAAAAACAAAGAUUGGGCCAUUUCAAAGGACCCGCGAAAAGGCCACACCAACUCGGGGUGCUGUGCGGAGUUCGUUGCAACAUCUCUGUGUGUCAUCGACACUGCGCUGCUGCCUUGGGAUGUGAAGACCAAGAAAAAGCCCAGGAUCGUCGCUUGGGGAACUGGGGCCAGUGAUCCUUUCACUGUCGCGGGCACUCAACAGAAUCCGUGCUGGAAGAAAAAUUCUCAGCAGACCAAGGACGGCACUGACAAAAUUGGCUGCGGCCAAUUUGUGGAAGGGAAGAUGGCAAGUCAUACAUUUCAUAAUUGUCACUGA